AUGUCCGGGUUAUAUCCAUCGAGCAGAUUCAAGCUGAAGCUCGCGGAAAGCGAGGCCUCAUCAUUCUCAGAAGCCAUGAACCUUGCUCAAAAUUUCACUCAGGCCUCCGAUAUCUGCAAAACGCAUGAGGAGCCUAGCUCCGGAAAGAGGAAGCACAAAUACACCCCUCGAGCGGAUAACCCCAGGGAUGUCCCUCGAAAAGAAAAAGACAGGAAGCCUCGAUUGGAAAACAACUGGAAUGACCCCCGGUAUAACUUGAAUCAAAGAGAGAUAUAUCUGGAUAUCAAAGGGAAGUACCCCCUGCCAAAGCCUAAUCCUAUCCGGACAUCCGUCAACAAGCGAGAUAAAAGGCUCUGGUGUGAGUUCCAUCACGAUUGUGGUCACACUACACGUGACUGUCGAGAACUAAAUAGAGCGCUAGACAAGCUAGCCGACGAAGGGAAAUUGAACCGACAUCUGAAGGAUCCAAAAGAGAAGAAAGUCGAAUCCCGCCAAGAAAAGCAGACUCGAAGUGAUGAAAUUACAGGGUAUGUUAGCGUCAUUGCAGGAGGGUUCGCGUCGGGCGGCUUAACCAGCCGCUCUCGCAAAAAGCACCUCUACACCCUGAAGCACGGGAGUGAUGCGACAUCUUCCACAGUAUGCCCGACUAUGACCUUCAAAGACAUCCAUCGACCCAUACAAACCCCGCAUGACGACCCAUUGGUUGUCGAAAUGAAGAUAGCCAAUCUACGGGUAGGUCGAGUUCUGAUUGAUAGCCGAAGCUCUGCGGAUAUCAUCACUAUGGACUGCCUAAGGAAGCUGAAAUACGAAGAAAAGGACCUCACCCACAUCGACCAGCCGCUGGUGGGAUUUGUGGGACAAUCCGUCCACCCCCUCGGCUCAGUCAAACUGCCCACACGAAUGGGGGAGAAGGGGGCGGGUCGGAAUGAUUACUAG
Molecule: messenger RNA, 936 nt
Organism: Beta vulgaris subsp. vulgaris (sugar beet)
Lineage: Eukaryota; Viridiplantae; Streptophyta; Magnoliopsida; Caryophyllales; Amaranthaceae
Exons: 1
Coding region: 1-936 (311 amino acids)
Source: RefSeq, a predicted model, not a curated record